CUCUUGACUAACAGGAGCAGCCUCCGCUGAGCAUGGAGAGCUGCCGCCGCGGCCAGCCGGCGACGCGGGAGACGCUUGCGCCCCAGAGGUAGUUUGGGGACCGCGAAGAAGGAAAAAGUGCCGGCGGGCGGCUGUGGACUUCCCGCCCUCGUCCCGCGAGGCCCGGCUGGCACCUCGGUCGUGGAUUUCGCUGCGAUCCACCCGGCAGCUCUUUGCAAAGCUGCUUGAAACUUCUCCCAAAGUCGACAUGGAUACGGCGGCGGCGGCGCUGCCUGUUUCUGUGGCGCUCUUGCUCCUCUCCCCUUGGUCUCCCCUGGGGUCGGCCCAAGGCCAGUUCUCCGCAGGUGGCUGUACUUUUGAUGAUGGUCCAGGGGCCUGUGAUUACCACCAGGAUCUAUAUGAUGACUUCGAAUGGGUACAUGUUAGUGCCCAAGAACCUCAUUAUCUGCCACCUGAGAUGCCUCAAGGUUCCUAUAUGAUAGUGGACUCUUCAGAUCAUGACCCUGGAGAAAAAGCCAGACUUCAGCUGCCGACAAUGAAGGAGAACGACACUCACUGUAUUGAUUUCAGUUACCUUUUAUACAGCCAGAAAGGGUUGAAUCCAGGCACUUUGAACAUAUUGGUUAGGGUGAAUAAAGGACCUCUUGCCAAUCCAAUUUGGAAUGUGACUGGAUUCACGGGUAGAGAUUGGCUUCGGGCGGAGCUAGCAGUGAGCACCUUUUGGCCCAAUGAAUAUCAGGUAAUAUUUGAAGCUGAAGUCUCAGGAGGGAGGAGUGGUUAUAUUGCCAUUGAUGACAUCCAAGUACUGAGUUAUCCUUGUGAUAAAUCUCCUCAUUUUCUCCGUCUGGGGGACGUGGAGGUCAAUGCAGGGCAGAAUGCUACGUUUCAGUGUAUUGCUACGGGGAGAGAUGCUGUGCAUAACAAGUUAUGGCUGCAGAGACGAAAUGGAGAAGAUAUACCAGUAGCCCAGACUAAGAACAUCAAUCACAGAAGAUUUGCUGCUUCCUUUAGAUUGCAGGAAGUGACAAAAACUGACCAGGAUUUGUACCGCUGUGUAACGCAGUCAGAACGAGGCUCCGGUGUGUCCAAUUUUGCUCAACUUAUUGUAAGAGAACCACCAAGACCCAUUGCUCCUCCCCAGCUGCUCGGUGUUGGGCCUACAUAUUUGCUGAUUCAGCUAAAUGCCAACUCCAUCAUUGGUGAUGGUCCCAUCAUUCUGAAAGAAGUGGAGUACCGAAUGACAUCAGGAUCCUGGACAGAAACGCAUGCAGUCAAUGCUCCAACUUAUAAAUUAUGGCAUUUGGACCCAGAUACUGAAUACGAGAUCCGUGUUCUACUUACAAGACCUGGUGAAGGUGGAACGGGGCUCCCAGGACCUCCACUAAUUACCAGAACCAAAUGUGCAGAACCUAUGAGAACCCCAAAGACAUUAAAGAUUGCUGAGAUACAGGCAAGACGCAUUGCUGUGGACUGGGAAUCCCUGGGUUAUAACAUUACUCGUUGCCACACUUUUAAUGUCACUAUCUGCUACCAUUACUUCCGUGGUCACAAUGAGAGCAAGGCAGACUGUUUGGACAUGGACCCCAAAGCCCCUCAGCAUGUUGUGAACCAUCUGCCACCUUAUACAAAUGUCAGCCUCAAGAUGAUCCUAACCAAUCCAGAAGGCAGGAAGGAGAGUGAAGAAACGAUUAUUCAAACUGAUGAAGAUGUGCCUGGCCCUGUACCAGUCAAUUCUCUUCAAGGAACAUCCUUUGAAAAUAAGAUCUUCUUGAACUGGAAAGAACCUUUGGAUUCAAAUGGAAUCAUCACUCAAUAUGAGGUCAGCUACAGCAGCAUAAGAUCAUUUGAUCCUGCAGUUCCAGUCGCUGGACCUCCCCAGACUGUAUCAAAUUUAUGGAACAGCACACAUCAUGUUUUUAUGCAUCUUCAUCCCGGAACCACCUACCAGUUUUUCAUAAGAGCCAGCACAGUCAAAGGCUUUGGGCCAGCCACGGCCAUCAAUGUGACCACCAAUAUCUCAGCUCCAACUUUACCUGACUAUGAAGGAGUGGAUGCCUCUCUCAAUGAAACAGCCACCACAAUAACCGUAUUGUUGAGACCAGCACAGGCCAAAGGGGCACCAAUCAGUGCCUAUCAGAUUGUUGUGGAGGAGUUGCACCCACACCGAACCAAGAGAGAAGCUGGAGCAAUGGAAUGCUACCAGGUCCCUGUUACAUACCAAAAUGCCCUGAGCAGGGGUGCACCAUACUACUUCGCUGCAGAACUGCCCCCAGGGAAUCUUCCCGAACCUGCCCCAUUCACAGUGGGUGACAAUAGGACCUAUCAGGGCUUUUGGAACCCUCCUUUGGCUCCACGAAAAGGAUACAACAUCUAUUUCCAGGCAAUGAGCAGUGUGGAGAAGGAAACUAAAACCCAGUGUGUACGAAUUGCUACAAAAGGUCCUCAAGGGAUGGGAGGAAGUCCACCUACAUUGGGGAAGACCAGUCUCCUCUGGAAACAUCCUCACAGACCCACCCAAAAUAAUGUAUCUGACAAGAAAGUUUACAUGUUUGCACAGAGGGGCUACAAUGAGAUCCGUGAAGUGAAACAGUUCCAUUUCACCGGCUGGCCUGACCACGGAGUACCAUACCAUGCCACGGGCCUCCUUUCCUUUAUCCGGCGAGUGAAGUUCUCCAACCCUCCCAGUGCCGGCCCCAUCGUUGUGCAUUGCAGUGCUGGUGCUGGACGAACUGGGUGUUACAUUGUGAUCGACAUCAUGCUGGACAUGGCUGAAAGAGAGGGUGUUGUUGACAUCUACAACUGUGUCAAAGCCUUAAGAUCUCGUCGUAUCAAUAUGGUCCAGACAGAGGAACAAUACAUUUUUAUUCAUGAUGCCAUUUUAGAAGCCUGUUUAUGUGGAGAAACUGCCAUACCUGUCUGUGAAUUUAAAGCUGCCUAUUUUGAUAUGAUUAGAAUAGACUCGCAGACUAACUCUUCACAUCUCAAAGAUGAAUUCCAGACUUUGAAUUCAGUCACCCCUCGACUACAAGCUGAAGACUGCAGUAUAGCGUGCCUGCCAAGGAAUCAUGACAAGAAUCGUUUUAUGGACAUGCUGCCACCUGACAGAUGUCUGCCUUUUUUAAUUACAAUUGAUGGGGAGAGUAGUAACUACAUCAAUGCUGCUCUUAUGGACAGCUACAGGCAACCAGCCGCUUUCAUUGUCACACAGUACCCUCUGCCAAACACUGUGAAAGACUUCUGGAGAUUAGUGUACGAUUAUGGCUGUACCUCCAUCGUGAUGUUGAACGAAGUCGACUUGUCCCAGGGGUGUCCUCAGUACUGGCCAGAGGAAGGGAUGUUGCGAUAUGGCCCUAUCCAAGUGGAGUGUAUGUCUUGUUCAAUGGACUGUGAUGUGAUAAACCGGAUUUUUAGGAUAUGCAAUCUAACAAGACCACAAGAAGGUUAUCUGAUGGUACAGCAGUUCCAGUAUCUAGGGUGGGCCUCUCACCGAGAAGUGCCAGGCUCCAAACGGUCAUUUUUGAAACUGAUACUGCAGGUGGAAAAAUGGCAGGAGGAAUGCGAGGAAGGGGAGGGCCGAACCAUCAUCCACUGCUUAAAUGGUGGUGGGCGAAGUGGUAUGUUCUGUGCUAUAGGCAUCGUUGUUGAAAUGGUGAAGCGGCAAAACGUGGUGGAUGUGUUCCAUGCAGUCAAGACCCUGAGGAACAGCAAGCCCAACAUGGUGGAAGCCCCGGAGCAGUACCGUUUCUGCUAUGAUGUCGCUUUGGAGUACGUGGAAUCUUCUUAGUUGGCUGAGAUCUCAGAGUCCGUCCACGCAGAAGCCCGUUCAUCUGUUGAGCCAGCAGCUCUUGUACCUGUUACACCUGUGCAGAAAGAUUUUAAUGUGGGGGGUGGGAGACUUUUACAUUCAAGAAGUAAGAGUAUUUUUCUUAUGAAGUUGUGUAUCUUAAUAAAAAGGACUCAAUUAGUUUCUAUUACUGUACGAAAGCAUCAACAUUUCGUGCCACAUAAAUUAUAUUUAAUAAGAACAGAUUCAAAUGAGAACUUAUCAGUGUUUGUACAGUGAAUAUGCAGCUUUUUCUCGCCUGGUUCUGGUAGAACAGCCACCACACGUUGCAUGAAUUAACAAAUUUCUAUGUGGCAUUUUUCUCCCUUUUUUUUUAGAUAAAAGAUGUUAACUCUUUAAGGAAGAAGUAAGAAAAGCUGUGCAAAUUCAUAGUAGAGUUCAUUUUUUAUAUGUUUCCAGUGUAGCAGAUCUCUGUAUAAAUAUAUAAAUAUAUAUAACUGGCUUAUUUUCUUUUGAUGUGCAAUGAUAGCUGGAUCAUUUAAAGUUCUUUUUAGGGAAAAAAAAAAAAAACAUAAGCCAAAGACUCAACUGUAAAUAUGUCUAUAUGGAGAAAGCACAUUAUAUUUAUUGGUUACUUACAUUCCUUUUUUGAUGGCUAAAAUACUACCACCACACAAUCAUUUCUUUUCUGAAGAAAGCUUUUCUUUCACUAAAAUCAAUUGUAAACGAUUUUUGUAGAUUAUUUUUUGUAUGUUUUAGUGUAAGUAGAGGAUAAACUUUUUAUUCAUAAACCAGGAAGCGAUGUUCUUUAUAGUGAUUCUCUUGUGUACAUGCUUGUGAAUUAAAUUUAUGUAAAACACUUGGCAAUUGGGUCUUUUAAUAUAGGACCAAAUUAAAACAUUUUGCUGAAGAUGUGUAAUUUUUCACAAUUUCAUUAGGUAAAUAAUGGUUUGGUGAUCAUACAUGAGAAUUGCACACAUUCAAGGGCCUUGCUGAUGACUUGCGCAAUGCUGAACAUCCCUUUAAGCAUCGUUUAAAUUUUAAAGGAAUUGAUUUUGUCAGCCUAUGAGCAAGCACUGGUCAAGAAAACAAAAUGGCAACAUUUAUGCUUUCAGAGUCAAAUUUUAGCAAACUGUAAACCAUCAAGAUGAUAGAGUGUUUCUUUUGAUAUUUACAUGCACAAGCUUUGGGUUAUGACCAUAGGAAGUGUGAACAAAUCGAUGCCAGAUUCCUGUUUGUGCAUUGUCGUGGGAUUUGUAAGUGAACCUUUCUAAAUGUGGUCUUGUUCAUAUGCUCCAUAUAGCUGUAACUUCACAUCAUCAGCUUGCAGUUUGUUAUUGACUAAAGCAUUCCAGUAUCCUCCUCCUAGAUUGCCAGUACAUGACAUGGUGCUUAUAAAGAUUUAACUAAAGUAAGAGUGAAAUAAAGUUUUUAUAAUUACAACAA
Leptonychotes weddellii (Weddell seal) is the source of this 5230-nucleotide messenger RNA. The record is from RefSeq and is a predicted model, not a curated record. NCBI's taxonomy places the organism in Eukaryota, Metazoa, Chordata, Mammalia, Carnivora, Phocidae.